UGAGUAUACAUCGUUAGGUACUUAUGCUGAGAAACAGCAGGUCUAUCCCACAUCGAAGAGAUCUAUCAUGAGAACUCUAGUAGUCGUGUUUGCGGCACUUUGCUGCCUGGUGGCUUUCGCACAAGGAUGUUUAGAUAAGAAUCCGAACUGCGGCCGUUGGGAAAGAAGGGGCUACUGUACGGGAUUGUAUAAAAAAUACAUGGAGCAGUACUGUCAGAAGAGCUGUGGUCUAUGCGGAGGCGGAGGAGGUGGCGGUGGAGGUAGCCAGGGGAGCUGUGGAAUGAAGCCAUCCACUCGUAUCGUUGGAGGGACCGCUGCCCCUAAGAAUGCCUGGCCAUGGCAGGCUCAGCUCAGGCGAAGCGCGUCAAGGUUCCCAUUCUGUGGAGGCACGUUAGUUCAUCCUCGGUUUGUCGUCACUGCUUCGCAUUGCAUCGACAAAGAGACCCCCAGCAGCCUUCGAAUCAGACUUGGUGCUCACCGCCUGCUUAACUCCAGUGAGUCCACAGUCCAGAACUUCCUCGUCAAGCGCAUCAUUAAACAUGAGAGAUAUAGCAACCCCGUGAACCUCGCUAACGACAUCGCAGUUAUAGAGCUAGAAGAGCCUGCACGACUCAACAAGGCGGUCAAUCUGGCGUGUCUUCCAACCCAGUCUAAUGAAAUUCAAGAGGGAAAGAGAUGCUGGGUUACAGGGUGGGGCCGCACUUCAGAGGGCGGAUCCUCCCCAACAGUCCUAAUGCAAGUUGAAGUCCCAAUCGUCUCCGCCUCCACCUGCAGCCGAGCUUAUGGCCGCCUUCAUGAAUCCAUGGUAUGUGCGGGACGCGCUUCAGGCGGUAUCGACUCUUGCCAGGGUGACUCAGGGGGUCCCAUGGUCUGUGAGUACAACGGCAAGUUCAACCUGGAGGGCGUGGUUUCAUGGGGGAUAGGGUGCGCCCGUCCUGGCAAAUACGGCGUCUACGCCAAGGUGCGUCACUUGAGGGCGUGGCUUGACGGGCACAUCCGUUAAAUGAGGAAUGGGGGAAGGACACACCCAUGUCAACAACAACUUGAAAAAGUAUAAAGUUUAUUCUGUCUAAUUCAAAAGUAUGUUGUAAUGAGAAAAUAAAGUUAAUGCAUUGA
Molecule: messenger RNA, 1116 nt
Organism: Nematostella vectensis (starlet sea anemone)
Lineage: Eukaryota; Metazoa; Cnidaria; Anthozoa; Actiniaria; Edwardsiidae
Product: CUB and peptidase domain-containing protein 2
Exons: 5
Coding region: 68-1003 (311 amino acids)
Biological process (GO): proteolysis
Molecular function (GO): serine-type endopeptidase activity
Source: RefSeq, a predicted model, not a curated record